Xiphophorus maculatus (southern platyfish) is the source of this 8576-nucleotide messenger RNA. It is a transcript of the gene pcnx1, whose product is annotated as pecanex homolog 1. Bases 318 to 7451 code for a protein of 2377 amino acids. Gene Ontology annotation, cellular component: membrane. Lineage: Eukaryota; Metazoa; Chordata; Actinopteri; Cyprinodontiformes; Poeciliidae. The record is from RefSeq and is a predicted model, not a curated record. The transcript has 35 exons.
CCCAGGUUCGGUUCGACGAACGUCUUCCUCUCCUAUUUCUCUCUUGAUAGCGCUCCCAAAUGUGCUUCCACUGCGCCUGCGCACGGAGGCGCACGAAGAAGAGCCUUUCCCUGCAGGGCGUGGAGGACCGAAACAGUGCCCCAGCUGGCCGGACCGGGCUAGCGUCAGAGAAGAUGGCUGCAGAGGGGAUUUUUCAGGCCACUGGCUGAAAACAGAGCGCCGUUUGUCAUGUUGAGCGACGAGUAGCCAGCGUGUCAGCCCGGUUGUUCCGUAGGUCGGUUCCGCCCGGAUUAUUCGGAGGGAGGGGAUCGAACAACAUGGGGUCGCAGACUCUCCAGAUCCUGAGGCAGGGGGUCUGGGCUUCAGUCACAGGCGGAUGGUACUACGACCCCGAUCAGAACACGUUCGUCAACGCUUUGCAUCUCUACAUCUGGCUGUUUCUGCUAUGUUUCCCCUUCACGCUGUACAUGGCCCUGCCGCCAACGAUGGUUAUAGUCGGAAUCUACUGCGGCGUGAUUGCCGCCAUAUUCCUGCUGCUAAAGAUCGUAAACUACCGCCUCCACCAUGCCCUGGACGAGGGCGAGGUCGUGGAGCACCAGGCCAAGGAGAACCAGAGCCGCAGAGGGGGAACGCAGGGCGCUAACGACGGCAGCGUCACCCGUCGAGAGGACAGCAACGGCCCGGGGGACCCUGGCGGGGGCAUAGAGAUGGCAGAUUUCAUCCGACAAGAGACUCCGCCGGUGGACUGCAGUUCAAGAAAUUCUUAUAUUGGGAUGGAAUCUAAUCAGAUUGCAUCAGCGCACGGGAGAGCGAUGGGUGUCAAAGGAGACGUGGGAAAGGCUUCGGACGACAUCAGCUUGACUCUCAUCGGGAGCUGCAGUCACGAUCACGACUUGCUGUCGGAAACCAAGAUGUACUGCCUCGUUCCCAGUGACUCCUUUGCCUCGUUGCAGCCUUCCACCUCCUUGUGUCCUUCAGAGCUCUCUCGGGAGGCCGGCGACAUGUGCACCUCUGCUGCUUAUCACGUCAGCCUGUCACACUCGUCUUGUGACACGGAGGUGGCCUCCCACGCGUCCAUGCAGUCUCAGGCCUUCAGGAAGGAGCUCCGUUCUCGGGGUCUGCCUCGGACCUCCAGCUCGUCGGGCUCUGCCUUUCCCGACCCCUGUCUGCCAGACUUUGCUCUGUAUCCUCCACCCCGGAGAGGGGGCCUCGACACAGUGUGCGAGCUGGAGGGGGCAAGACCGCACAGGCCCGCGCUGUGCGACAGAGAGCAGCUAUACCAGCAGGAUCAAGCGGUGCCCUCCACCUCGGGGGAAGAGUGCUGCAAGCACAAAGACUCGCACAAAGUGGCCCGCUCUGCCUCCAGAGAGGCGGGGGAGGGCAGCUCAGGGCUCUACCAGGUUGAGGUGGGUGCUGGUAGGAAGGGCUCGGUCGGGGGCGGAAAGCCUCACGCAGGAGAGCGAAGCGCGGACAGCUUGAGGAGCUUGAGUACCCGCAGCAGCGGCUCCACCGAGAGCUACUGCAGCGGGACAGACCGCGACACCAACAGCACCGUCAGCAGCUUUCACAGUGAACAAACCAGUUCUACACACGUGGAAAGCCUUCUCUCACUUUCGGGGGAUGAGCGCGUGCCCUCACCCGCAGACGGCCGGAGUUCCAGCCUCGCCGGGGUGGUCUCUCGAGGUCUCGGCAACGUUCCCUCUCGGGAGGCCAAUAAAAACCCUCAUGCUAAUGAGCUGACUGCUAAGCAGACUGUGGGCGCCUCCACUUCUUCCGUAACCCAGGAGCAAGCAGAGCCUGGGGAGAGCAUGGAAGAACCUGGCGUCAGGACCAGUGCCGAUGGCUCGACGGGAGUAGCUGCGACUGAGCAGGACAAGGCAAAAGCUGAUGGCCGGCCGAAACCUGAAGCCGGCGUUCAGAGGACUUUGUCUCUGUCAACUGGGCGCCGCGGGCGCCGGCACGGAGGGAAGAAAAGAGCGAGCAGUUUCGAUGCCAGCCGACGCCGGGACUACAUGGCGUUACGUGGAAUGGUUAAACCCUGUAGCGCCGUCUUUACGGGAGGAGGAGAGGACGACUCUAGUGAUCAAAGUGAACUCAGCUGUGCCUCCAGUCUGCAUUCCACCAACCAUCUAAGCACGGACAGCUCGUCCAGCACCACCUCCCGCUCCUGCCACUCACCGGAGGGUCACUUCAAGGCCCUGAAAGCCAAGCAUGCUGCUGCCACUUCCCCCUCCUCCUCCGCGGUCAAAUAUCCAGGAGGGUCUGAGGCGGAGGUGGGACUCAGAGGGAAGCGCCGGGCUUCCCGCCGUACGCCCAGCACUGGCAGCGCCAAGACGCACGCUAGAGUGUUGAGUUUGGACAGUGGCACUGCCGCUUGCCUUAACGACCCCAACCGCUUAGGAGCGCCGCCUGGGCCCCGGCCCCUCACCACCUCCAAGUCGGAUUUGGAAGCCAAAGAAGGGGAAGUCCUGGACGCUGCGUCUCUGCUCGGUCGGGCCUCCCAGCUGGAAUCAGUGACCCGCUCCAGAAACAGCCUGCCCAACCAGACGGCUUUCACUGAACCUCAGGAUGCAACUGCAGCUUCACUUCGAGCUCCAGGAAGUGAGGAGACGGUCAUAUUCCGUCGGGAGCGCAGCACGUUUCGUCGGCAGGCCGUGAGGCGGCGGCACAACGCAGGAAGUAACCCCACCCCUCCCACCUCGCUCAUUGGAUCUCCUCUCAGUCUUCAAGAGGCUCUCAGCCAGGCCGCCCAGCCUUCUUCCUCUCUGGUGAAAACUCAGCCAUCCAGAACCCCUUCCCAGGUGACAGUGCUGAGCGCGAGUGUGUCCCUGCUGGCCAGGAAUGGAAGCGCGCACCUGGAGGGUUCUCAGGACCAGGCCUCGACUGUGGGCGCCACCAGCCUGCAGGACGACUUUGGAAAGCUCGCUCCCUCCCUGUAUGAGGCUGGCGGAUGCGACAUGUCGCUGGUCAAUUUUGAACCCGCAACCAGACGAGCCUCCAACAACCUGUGGGACACCGACUCCCACCUCUCCAGUUCUACCUCAGUUCGCUUCUACCCUCACGACCUGUUCUCCCUCCAUCAGAUCCGUCUGAACCGCCUGCUGACCAUGGACCCGGAGCUGCUGGAGCAGCAGGACGGAGACCUGAGCCCGGAGCUGCAGGACGCGCCGGUGGGACAGGACAGCGCCACGGCCUCCGCUCCCGCCGGCAAGGCCAAGCAGUACUACCGCCUCUGGCUCCUCCCGUACCUGUGGGUCGGCCUGCAUUUCGACCGGCUCACGCUGCUGGCGCUGUUCGACAGGAACCGCGAGGUUCUGGAGAACGUCCUGGCCGUGGUGCUGGCCGUCCUGGUGGCCUUCCUGGGCUCCGUGCUCCUCGUCCACGGCUUCUUCACCGACAUCUGCGUCUUUCAGUUCUGCCUCGUCAUCGCCAGUUGCCAGUAUUCCCUGCUGAAGAGCGUUCAGCCAGACUCCUCCUCGCCUCGACACGGUCACAAUCGCAUCAUAGCAUACAGCCGGCCGGUCUACUUCUGCCUGUGCUGCGGCCUCAUUUGGCUGCUGCACUACGGCAGCCUGAGGAUCACCUCGUCCCGCUUCACCCUGUACGGAGUGGCGCUCACCAGCUCGCUGCUGCUGGCGUCGGCCAGAGACCUCGUCAUUGUCUUCACUCUGUGUUUCCCCGUCGUGUUCUUCAUGGGACUGCUGCCACAAGUCAACACGUUCGUCAUGUACCUCUUCGAGCAGCUGGACGUCCAUGUGUUCGGGGGCAACGCCUGCACGAGUCUCCUGUCGGCGCUGUACAGCACGCUGCGCAGCGUCGUCACCGUCGCCUUGCUCUACGGCUUCUGCUACGGAGCGCUCAAGGAGACCUGGGAGCCGCACCACAUCCCCGUGUUGUUCUCUGUGUUCUGCGGCCUCCUGGUGGCAGUGUCGUACCACCUGAGCCGGCAAAGCAGCGACCCCUCUGUCCUCAUCUCACUGAUACAGUCCAAGAUUUUGCCAAAUCUAAAAGACAAGAACCCAGAGGACCCCCUGUCUGAGGUGCAGGACCCUCUGCCGGACAAGCUGAGGGCCUCGGUGAAUGAGCGCCUGCAGUCGGACCUGAUUGUCUGUGUGGUCAUUGCUGUCCUUUACUUUGCCAUACAUGUCAGCACAGUGUUCAUAGCACUCCAGCCCUUCCUCAGUUACGUCCUGUACGCUCUGCUGGGGACGGUGGGACUCCUCACCCACUACCUGCUCCCACAAGUUCGCAAGCAGCUGCCCUGGUACUGCUUCUCUCACCCGCUGCUCAAAACAAAGGAGUACUACCAGUUUGAAGUCAGAGAUGCGGCUCACGUCAUGUGGUUUGAAAAGCUCCAUGUGUGGCUGCUGUUUGUCGAGAAGAACGUCCUUUACCCGCUCGUCAUCCUCAACGAGCUGAGUGGCAGCGCCAGGGAACUCGCCAGUCCAAAGAAACUUGACACAGAGGUCGGCGCUCUGAUGAUCACAGUGGCCGGCCUGAAGCUGCUCCGCUCCAGCUACAGCAGCCCCACCUACCAGUACAUCACCAUCCUCUUCACCGUCCUGUUUUUCACCUUCGACUACCGCCAUCUGUCCGAGACGCUGCUGCUGGACCUCUUCCUCAUGUCCAUUGUUUUCAGCAAGUUGUGGGAGCUUUUUUACAAGCUGCACUUUGUUUACACCUAUAUCGCUCCGUGGCAAAUCACCUGGGGCUCAGCCUUCCACGCCUUCGCUCAGCCCUUCGCCGUGCCUCAUUCCGCCAUGCUGUUUGUCCAGGCUGUGGUGUCCGCGGUCUUCUCCACUCCCCUCAACCCUUUCCUCGGCAGCGCCAUCUUCAUCACCUCCUAUGUUCGGCCUGUGAAGUUCUGGGAGCGAGACUACAACACCAAGAGAGUCGAUCACUCGAACACCCGGCUGGCCUCUCAGCUCGACAGAAAUCCGGGAUCGGACGACAACAACUUGAACUCGAUCUUCUACGAGCAUCUCACUCGCUCCCUGCAGCACAGUCUGUGUGGAGACCUCCUGCUGGGCCGCUGGGGGAACUUCAGCACCGGGGAUUGUUUCAUCCUGGCGUCCGACUACCUGAACGCCUUGGUGCACCUCAUCGAGAUCGGCAACGGCCUGGUCACCUUCCAGCUCCGGGGCCUGGAGUUCAGAGGUACUUACUGCCAGCAGAGGGAAGUGGAGGCCAUCACCGAGGGAGUGGAGGAAGACGAGGGCUGCUGCUGCUGCGAGCCGGGCCACCUCCCUCACAUCCUGUCCUUCAACGCUGCCUUCGGUCAGCGCUGGCUGGCCUGGGAGGUUCUGGUCACCAAAUAUGUUCUGGAGGGCUACAGCAUCACCGACAACAGCGCCGCCUCCAUGCUGCAGGUGUUCGACCUGCGGCGCAUCCUCACCACUUACUAUGUUAAGGGUAUCAUCUACUAUGUGAUUGCUUCACCCAAGCUGGAGGAAUGGCUGUCUAAUGAGACCAUGAAAGAGGGCCUGCGAGGAUGUGGCGAGAGGAACUACGUGGACCUGGAUCCCACCUUUAAUCCAAACAUCGACGAGGACUACGACCACCGGCUGGCGGGCAUCUCCAGAGACAGUUUCUGUGGCGUCUACCUGGGAUGGAUCCAGUACUGUAACUCUCAAAGGGCUAAGCCGCUCAACGGUGACAAAGACUCGCCUCUCGUGCUGCUCUGCUUCGGCCUGUGCGUCCUGGGAAGGAGAGCGCUGGGAACGGCAGCGCAUCACAUGUCCAGCAAUCUGGAGUCUUUCCUUUAUGGACUGCAUGCAUUAUUUAAAGGAGACUUCCGCAUCUCUUCCGUGCGAGACGAGUGGAUCUUCGCAGACAUGGAGCUGCUCAGGAAAGUUGUGGUGCCUGGAAUCCGAAUGUCACUUAAAUUACACCAGGACCACUUCACUUCCCCCGACGAGUACGACGAGCCGGCUAUUCUCUACGAGGCCAUCUCGUCGCACCAGCAGAACCUGGUCAUCGCUCACGAGGGCGACCCGGCCUGGAGGAGUGCCGUGCUGUCCAACGCCCCGUCGCUCCUCGCCCUGCGCCACGUGCUGGACGAAGGCACCAACGAGUACAAGAUCAUCAUGCUCAAUCGCCGGUUCCUCAGCUUCCGCGUCAUCAAGGUGAACAAGGAAUGCGUCCGAGGCCUCUGGGCCGGGCAGCAGCAGGAGCUGGUGUUCCUGAGAAACAGAAAUCCUGAGCGUGGGAGCAUCCAGAACGCCAAGCAGGCCCUGCGGAACAUGAUCAACUCGUCCUGCGACCAGCCCAUCGGGUAUCCCAUCUACGUGUCUCCGCUGACCACCUCCUACUGCAACACACACCCGCAGCUCGGACACAUCCUGGGAGGGCCCAUCAGCAUCGCCAACAUCCGCAACUUUGUCGUCAGCACCUGGCACAGGUUCCGGGACGCUUAUGGAAACCCACUUCCACAUCAGCACAACGUUACUGAUGUGCUAGUUGUGUGUGUGUGUGUGUGUGUGUGUGUGUGUGUGUGUGUGUGUGUGUGUGUGUUAAAUAUGUUGGGUAAAAAUGACACCAAAAGCCUUUUUCAUUGCAGGUUAAGGAAAGGUUGUGGUGCCGGCUGUAACAGUGGAGGGAAUAUCGAGGAUUCGGACGCAGGGGGGUUGUCGUGCGGCAGCGGGAAUGGGACGGGAGGAGAUUCUCACCAGAGCUCGGUGUCACACGGUGGAACCACCGGACCCGCUCCCCCUCACUCUUACCAGCCCCAUUCUCUAGGCACCAGCCAGAGCUCCCAGUCGGUUCAGUCCGGUCUGGUUCGUCAGUCGCCGGCCCGCGCCUCCAUGGCCAGCCAGUCCUCGUCCUACCGCUACAGCAGCAGCCGUCAUUCGUCGCUGCGCACCUCCGCCACGGGCCUGGAGCCCUGCCGCCGUUCCUCCACCAGCCAGCUGUCCCUGCGCACGCUGCCCACCUCCCUGCAGCUGCGGCUGGGCUCCACGUCCGACCCCGCCGGCCCGUCCUCCUCCCUCUCCAGCCACAGCAUCCCGCCCUGCAAGCGUCACACCCUGGUGGGCCUGCUGGGAAACGACGGUGUGUGCAGCGCCGUGACGGACCCACUCAGCCAGCUCCACAACCACCACCUCUACCCGCAGCAGCACAACCCCACCGUCUCCACAGUACGAAGAGACGACAUCUCGUACAGAGUCCAGAUCGUGGACGUGACUCAGGUGUUGGAGAACAUCAACCUGCCGAAGCGGAAGGAGCUGCUGUGGCCCGACGAGGCGAUGAGACUGAGGGCAGGACGGACCUGCUGGAGGGACUGGAGCCCCGUCGAGGGCAUGGAAGGUCAUGUGAUUCACCGGUGGUUGCCUUGUAGCCGAGACCCAGCCAGUCGCUCCCACAUCAACAAGACCAUCCUGCUGGUACAGGUGGAAGAUAAGCUAGUGCCCAUCAUUGAUACUGGGGUCAUCGAGUUGGGUGCCGAGGUUUGAGACUAUUCAGCCAAGCACACGCAGCCGCACGCAAUGACCAGGUUGCUUGUGUGGCGACACCCAGGCCUCCUCCCACCCUACACCCUCCACCCUCCACCGCCCCCUGGCUUUUCAGCAGGAUGCCAGAUCCUGCAGACAAUGUGGAAAUGGGAGCUUCCCCCCUCGCUCCCGUUCCUCAGCGCCGAGGGGGAAAGGAAGCCAGGGAAACGUGCAAACGCGGGCAGAGUCUCCAUUCGUCGUACACGCUUUGCUGCAUCCACAGUAUCUGCCUUGCGUCGCAUCUCAGAAAUGCUGCAUGACGGUAAACAACGCUUACAUUAAGUUAUUCUUUACUGCUGGUGAUUUCAUUUCUAUGCACCGCAUCUAUGGUUUUCUUAGAUUUUUUUUAUUAUUAUUAUUACAAAGCGUAAGACCAGAGGAGUUGGGUUUUUUUUGCCAAAUACUUCUGUUUAUGAUUUGCUAUGGUUUCAUACAAGUUAAAGCUUUCUCUCACUUUAUUAUUAUUAUUUUUUUGGGCUGCCAAGACUGCAGAGGAAGUUAUGCAGAACGGAGACAAGUGGGUCCCCAAGCAACUCUGCUUGAUUGUUGUCAUUCCUUUUUGUGGAUUAGUUAGAUUUCUUUUUUUUUUUUUUUGCAAGAUUACCCUGCGCAAAGAAUUAAACAACUUGCACUACUUUUUCUUUUUUUUCUUUCUUUUUUUACAGUGAUGCACUACAAUCUUUAGAUCACGUUUUAUUUAUUACAGACUCUGAAUGACCAUGGUUACCGAUGCCUUGGGGAAUGACGAAAUGCAAUCAUUAUUCUGUUUUCGGACAUUUUUGUUUCGAUUUUUUUCAGUUUGAUAAACUUGAAAAUAACUUUUUACUGUAUAUGAAUUUACCUAUACAUAUAUAUAUUUACACAAAUAUAUAUAUAUAUAUAAUGUCUAUAUCUAAAAGAUUUUGUUUUCGAUAUUUAUUACUGUGAACAUAGUAUUUUCUUUUUUUCCUUUUGGGACAAAGCUUAAUGUAUUAAGGACCAUCAGUUGAAAACAAGAUGCCGCUUUUUUUCGAUGGACUGUUUCACUAUUUAACUUGAUUCUUUUCUAUAUGGAGAAAUAAAAAGUUUGAUUUAUUGUUCUCUUUA